Ambispora leptoticha is the source of this 372-nucleotide messenger RNA. NCBI's taxonomy places the organism in Eukaryota, Fungi, Glomeromycota, Glomeromycetes, Archaeosporales, Ambisporaceae. The record is from the annotation of a GenBank genome assembly.
AUGCUGAGGUUUGAGGAGUGCAAGAGGGUCUUAAUUGUAAAGAAUGCGGAGCUGAGUUUGAACUACUCAAUUAUUGUUAUUCGUGUACUGGUCGUCUUUUCGAAACAGAAUUUGAUAAGUGGACCAGUGGCGAUGAGCGCCAAAAUACCUGGGCAAUAUAUUGAAUGGAUACCGUACGAUCUUUUGACUAAUAUUGAAUUAUUAGCCGAAGGGGGUUUUGGAAUUGUUUAUCGUGCUGAAUGGUUAGAUGGUCGUAUUCCUUACGAAAAAUCGUGGAAUUAUGAGCAAAACACGUGGAAUCGUCCUUCAGAACCAACUGCUGUGGCGUUAAAAGUGCUCAAAAAUUAUGAAAGUUCAAGAGUUCUUAAAUGA